UGUUAUGAUCUCUUACCUGGCCCGGGUAUUAGGGGAGCCAAGCGGAGGGAAAUAGGGCCUGGGGGCUACCUUGCUUCAUCCCACCUCGGCUUGGGCUCUUUGGGCCACUGGGACCUGUGCCAUCGCCUUUCCUCCUCCGGGAUUCCCCGCAUCGCCCGAUUACUCAGCCCUGGGGUUCCCCUUACCUGCUCCAUGAUACCCUCCCCGCACCACGUGACCCCCCAUCCCAUCAUGACCCAGACUCAGGGGUCUCUCCCAGUGCCGCAUAACAACACCCCGAGUCCCCACAGGAAUCUCCGCUGUCCUCUGUUGAACCUGAUGAUUCGGGCGUCUCUCCCCUGGGAUGUUCCGCCCGGGGCGCUCCAUUCCCCUUCGAGGCUCGGCGGCCGCCCUGUGCAACAACCUCAGUGUGCUGCAGCAGCGCAACCUCACACAUUUUGGCGUAGUCCAUGGACUCAGCGCCCAGCUUCUCAGCGCUGCUCCUGAGGGGGUGCCCUUGGUCCAGCGUCAGCUCCACGCUAAGGAGGGCGCUGGCGUGAGCUCCUCACUUAUCACCCAGGUCCACUGGUGUGUCCUCCCUUACCGAGUAUUGCUGGUACUCACUUCACAUCCAGAAAUACAGAUGUACAAGUCUGAUGGCUCCGUCAUGGUCUAUUGGCACGCACUGGACUCUGGAGAUGCGUCUCUAGGUACCUGUGGGACUGCGUGGGGCAGGGGUAGGGAGUGUUUGUGGGGAUGGGGAGAUGCUAUUUCUAAUAGUUUUCCCCUCUCAUACUUAGUACAGGCUGUGUCUGCCCGAGGAAUUGCUGCCAGUGGUCACUUCAUCUGUGUGGGAGCAUGGUCAGGCCGGGUACUGGUGUUUGACAUCCCAGCCAAGGGUCCCCACAUCGUACUGAGUGAAGAGCCGGCUGGACACCAGACACCAGUCACAGACAUUGCCACCGAGCCUGCCCAGGGCCAGUGCUGGUGUGAACUGAAGAGUUGGGGCAGACAGUUUCCGAGAUGCUUUCCUGCUCUGACAUGUGUAGCUUCCUUCUCUGAACUUGGGCGAGUCCUGCCUCUUCAGGCCCACCCCCAGUGCCACCUCAGGAAGCCACCCCCCUAUUCCAGCUCCCACUGGUCUCCCUCAGCUGAGCCUUGAAUUGAUACUGCCCUCAGAGACAAGUCCUGUCUCCCCAGCUGGGUCGUAAGCAUCUUGGGAACAGGGUAUGUAUCUUCCAAUUUGCACCCUGCGCUGCACCUGCUACAGAGCUGGGCCCGUGGGCUGUGUCUGCUGCUUGGGGUUAGGGGCUCUCGGGAGGCCCAGAGUCUAGUCGUGACUCUGAGUGUCUCACUGCAAGACCUCCAGAAGGUCAUGACACUGUGGCCUGUUUCAUCAUCCAUCCAGUGAGUGCCUGAAUUCAAAUUACUGACCCAAAUUCCAGUAUUCAGGUAGGUGAGGCAGAAGGGGGCUGACGCCUUCCUGAGGUAGCUUCAGGGUGGGAGUGGGCCCGGGUCUGGGAAAUCAAAGUGGGCUAUCACCCUUGCAGAGUCCCGUGCCCUUCCAUGCAGCUGUGGCAGGGGACCAUAGCAGCAGGCUAUGGGGACGGGCAGGUGUGUCUGUACGAAGCCAGUACAGGAACUCUGCACGUCCAGAUCAACGCGCACGCCCGGGCCAUCUGUGCCCUGGACCCGGGUCCCGACGUGGGCACUGUUGACCUCUUCUUUAUCUCUUUAACCUUUCUCUUCCACAUCAUUCAC
This is a messenger RNA of Vicugna pacos (alpaca), 1740 nucleotides long. The record is from RefSeq and is a predicted model, not a curated record. NCBI's taxonomy places the organism in Eukaryota, Metazoa, Chordata, Mammalia, Artiodactyla, Camelidae.